Ochotona princeps (American pika) is the source of this 2087-nucleotide messenger RNA. It is a transcript of the gene SYTL3, whose product is annotated as synaptotagmin like 3. Gene Ontology annotation, molecular function: neurexin family protein binding; small GTPase binding. Bases 30 to 1877 code for a protein of 615 amino acids. NCBI's taxonomy places the organism in Eukaryota, Metazoa, Chordata, Mammalia, Lagomorpha, Ochotonidae. Gene Ontology annotation, cellular component: exocytic vesicle; plasma membrane. Gene Ontology annotation, biological process: exocytosis; intracellular protein transport. The record is from RefSeq and is a predicted model, not a curated record. The transcript has 15 exons.
GUCACUGCUGCCGCUGCCGCUGUGGUCCCAUGAACAAAGCAGAGGGAAUGGCCCAGGAAGUGGAUCUGAGCUCCCUGCAGGACCUGGAACAGAAUGUUGUCCUGCAGGUGCUGUACCGAGACCAGGCCGUUCGGCAGAUUGAGGAGGAAAGGAUCCGGAAGCUGCGAGCGCACCUGCAGCAGCUCCGAUGGAGAGGAGCCAAGAGCCCGAGCCGGACAUACACAGAGAAGUCCUGUGCACGCUGUCAGCGGCCACUGGGGCUCCUGCUGAGCCGGGGGGCUGUGUGCCAGGGUUGCAGCCACCGCGUGUGCGCCGCGUGCCGCGUGUUCCUGCGGAGGACUCCCGUCUGGAGGUGCACCGUGUGCUUCGAGGACAGAAAUGUGAAAAUAAAAACCGGAGAGUGGUUCUUUGAGGAGCGAGCCAAGAAAUUUCCAACUGAAGGCAAACACGAGACAGUUGGGGCCAGGCUCCUGCAGGCUUAUCAGAAGCCGAGCAAGAUCUCCGUGGUUCCUCCUACUCCACCUCCUCUCAGUGAAAACCAGUGUGGCUGCAGCCCUGGUGGGGACCUGGGCCAAUUUAAAGGAUUUAAUAAAUCGUUGGAAAAUUUGUUUCUGUCUGUUACUACCCACAUGAAAAAACUCUCCAAGUCCCAGAAUGACGUGACUUCUGAGAAGCACCUGCUGGCCACUGACCCCCGGCAGUGUAGGGGCCGCUCCGAGAGACGCAGCCAGUCUGAUACGGCCGUCAACGUCGCCAACAGGAAGGUCAGUGCUCCGGAUGUCCUGAGGCCCCUUGGCCAGGAGAAGCCCAGAGGACCCGCUAGCUCUGACCGGAAGCAAGAAGACCUCUCCUGCAGUCCAGCAUCCGGCACUUUAUUCUCCAGAGGCCUGAGACACGAGAGCUUAAUUAGCAUUAACAGCACGAGCACAGAACUGGGUAAUUUUGAUAACGCCAAUGUAACUGGAGAAAUAGAAUUCGCCAUUCAUUAUUGCUCUAACACCCACUCGUUAAACGUGUACAUCGAGGCCUGUAAGAACCUUGCCUACGGAGACGAAAAGAAGAAAAAGUGCAAUCCGUAUGUGAAGACCUAUCUGCUGCCCGACAGAUCCUCCCAGGGAAAGCGCAAGACCGGAGUCCAAAGGAACACACUCAACCCCACCUUCCAUGAGACCUUGACGUACCAGGUGGACCCUGCUCAGCUGGUGUCACGGCGGCUGCAGGUCUCCGUGUGGCACCUAGGCAUGCUGGGCCGGCGAGCAUUUCUGGGAGAAGUGGUCGUUCCUCUGGCUACGUGGGACUUUAAGGACAACAUGACACAGUCUGCCCGCUGGUAUCUGCUCCAGACCAAGGCGGAAAGAUCUGAAGACACCUGUGCUCAGAAUAAUGGUGAACUUGCUGUCCGGGCCAAACUGGUCCUGCCUACAGGGCCCAGAAAGUUCCAGGGCGCUCAAGAUGGAAUGGGCGAUCAGACAUCACUCAGUGGACAGCUGUGUCUGGUCGUGCUGGGAGCCAAGCAUUUGCCUGUGCGGUCAGAUGGCACCUUAAACGCCUUUGUUAAAGGCUGCCUCACCCUGCCGGACCAACAGACGCUGAGGCUGCGGUCCCCAGUCCUGAAGCAGCAGGCUUGUCCCCAGUGGAAGCACUCCUUCGUCUUCAAUGGCGUCAGCACUUCCCAGCUGAGGCAGGCCAGCUUGGAGCUGACCGUCUGGGAUCACACCAUCUUCGGGAUGAGCGACCGUCUGCUUGGGGGAGCCAAGCUUGGGGCACGAGGCGAGGCAGCCGGGGGCGCAGACGCAUGUGUGCAGUGCCGACUCCAAUGGCAGAGGGUGCUGUCCAGCCCCAACCUGUGGACAGACAUGACGCUCAUCCUGCACUGAGAAGUCUCCUGGUCCCAGGCAAAGCCCAGGGAGCAUGGAGUAUACGGGAGAGAACCAGUGCUCCAACUGUGUCCAGUGGCUGAGACCGCCGGCCAUCUCUCCGUAUUUAUGUUAAACUGAUGCUCUGCUGCUAAGUCGAGGAUGGGCUGGGUCCAGGUCUCGGGACACGUGGCAAACAGCCCGAUGUCAAUAAACGGCUGAGCUCUUGCA